This is a messenger RNA of Umbelopsis ramanniana AG, 1192 nucleotides long. RefSeq lists its product as uncharacterized. The record is from RefSeq and is a predicted model, not a curated record. The coding region runs from base 244 to 1095 and encodes 283 amino acids. Lineage: Eukaryota; Fungi; Mucoromycota; Umbelopsidomycetes; Umbelopsidales; Umbelopsidaceae. The transcript has a single exon.
CCGUUGCCCAGACACUCACCAAUGCCAUCAACAUCCUCAUUGGUAUUGCGCUCCUGUCAUUUCCACUGGCACUUAGAAAUGCUGGUUGGCUAUUCGGAGCUUUGCUACUAGCUUUCACCUGUCUUUUAACCAACUACACCGCAAAGAUCAUUGCUCGCUGUUUGGACUACCCUAAAGCCUCCUUCGUCCUAAAGACAUACGGUAAGUACUAGCUAACCAUCCUGCCAAACAACGGUUUCUAAUAUGUUGUCCCCUCGUACAGCUGAUAUGGCAGGUGCAGCAUAUGGUACACGAGGUCGAAUAUUUAUAUCCACCAUGUUCAUGUUAGAGCUUAUAGCUGCCUCGGUGGCACUGAUUGUUUUGUUUGCUGACAGUUUACAUGUGUUGUUUCCCGACAUUGGUACCGUCACGUUCAAAAUCUUGGCUUUCUUCACUCUGACUCCAACCACGUAUCUCGCUAUUCGUCACCUGUCCUACACAAGCUUUGUAGGUAUUUUGAGCUCCUUCACUCUAGUUCUUGUCAUAUGCUAUGAUGGAGCCUCCAAAUCGGAGCGUCCAGGUAGCUUGUUGGACCCUAUGCCAACCAAUUUGCUACCGGUGAACUGGAUGACUUUGCCUUUGGCAUUCGGGCAAAUGGCAGCAGGAUUCGCCGGUCACGCAACCUUUCCUUCCGUCUAUCGUGAUAUGGCCGAACCCGAACAUUUCCCUCGAGUCGUCAACUAUACCUAUCUUGCAACUAGCUUAAUCUACGCCUUCAUGGCAGCGGCAGGAUAUCUGAUGUUCGGAAAUGACGUUAAAGUCAUUAUGGAAAACAUGAUGGCUACACCGGGGUAUAACCAGCUACUAAACAAGCUUGCUGUUUGGCUCAUUGUCAUCAAUCCUUUUACAAAAUACGCUCUGACCUUGAGCGGCGUCAAUUUCACCAUAGAACUCUCUAUCUUCAGACAUCCGGCCUUUUCAUCCCUCACAAAGAGCAAGUUCGCUAUGCAUCUCGUCCAAUUUGUAUCUCGCCUUCUCGUCAGUUCUGUGGUGAUUAUAAUAGCCAUCUUGUUCCCUGCAUUUGAUCGUGUUAUCGUAAGCCUCGUUCUUGUUUGAAAUUUGGUUUGGCUCCUCCCCCUUACUCUGCCAAUUUUAUUGACCCUGAACACUUCCAUGUAGAGUCUUUUAGGAUCUUGCUUCUCGUAUUCCAUUG